This is a messenger RNA of Mercenaria mercenaria, 9601 nucleotides long. Its product is annotated as SUZ domain-containing protein 1-like. The transcript is spliced from 5 exons. The coding region runs from base 69 to 548 and encodes 159 amino acids. Lineage: Eukaryota; Metazoa; Mollusca; Bivalvia; Venerida; Veneridae. The record is from RefSeq and is a predicted model, not a curated record.
ACCGACGUUUGUCUUCAUUUUUUCCCCCUAAAGAUUACGACAUAUGUCGCAGGUGGCCUGAGCACAAAAUGGCUGACGAAAAUGAUGUUUUGGAAAGUUGGGAAGAAUUAGACGACAAAGAGGUUCUAGACAAAAGGUUACAAGAUAUCAAAAUUACACAGUCUGACAAAAAUGGAACUGAUGAUGGAGUAUCACAAAUGAAGGAAGAAGGAAGUCGGACACAAUACACACCUCAGGUUCGAAUAUUGAAAAGGUCAACAGACAAUGCCCAAAGUGCCAAAAAUAACAAAUCAAAAGUUCAGGUACAGCCACAGAAAACUCUUCAGCAAAGAGAAGCCGAGUAUAAAGAGGCGAGGCUGAGGAUUCUGGGAGAAGAUUAUUCAGGGGCGGUGGCAGAGAACUGUAAUAACUCAGCAACAGUCCCGGAAACCAGGCCAGUGAAGCUGAUAAAACAAACAGAAGAGUUGAAAUUAGAGCCCAACAAAGUGCAGCUUCUACGUGAGCCGCGAGGUCCCAACGGGACACCAGGAUUUGAUCAAAACAGAUAGCAGAGACUCAAUGAUGACAUGAUAAACAAAAUGGCUAAAUUUAUUGUUAAUUGGUCCCUCAUCCGUCCUGAACAAACCUUGUGUAUUCAGGAAUUGUGUAAUAUUAAGUCUUUAAUAUUUUAAGAUCUAUGUAAUGAUUUUAAAAAAGAUCUACUUGUGCACAUGAAAACUGCUGCAUUUGAUACCAAAUCACAUGAUAAAAAUGGUGUCUGUGAUCAGAUACAGACUAUUGUUACAUUUUUACAGACUUGUGACCUUGAAGCAUCAUGUGUAUAAUGUAGACAAUAUUAACAAUAUGGCAAAAACAGCCGUAAUGUAUUAAUAUUUUGUCACAUUUGAAACAAAUGUCUUCAGAAUAUGCCGAGUAAGAUCUGGACUUUUUGUUGCAUUUUGAUGAAAAAAAAUCAGAAUCAUGUUCAAAUGAAAUAUUUUUUUUAUCAUUUCAAAAUGUUAAUGAUUGCUUCUGAAAAUAUGAAUUUGGAAUGUUAUUUUUGUAAUAGCUUUUGUGAUGAUGUGUUUCCCACAGUUACCUCAUCUGUUUACACUGUCCCAUCUUAUUGAUAGAGCUUUACUGCUAUUUUUCAUUGCAAAAUUAAUUCUUUCCAUUUAUGGGAUUAUGUACUGUAUGAUUUAUUUGAGUGUGCAAGCCAUGACUAUGAAACACAUGGCAGAGCCAGUGGUUUAGUACAUGAAGUUGUGAGAAGUGCACUGUUACUUUGAAAAGCUAAAACACAAAGUUGCUUUGAAGACAGGCAGGAAUAAGUUGUUCUAAAGGCAAGAAUGACAGAGUUGCUUUGAGAAAAAGCAAGACAUGGAUUGCCCCAAAGGCAAGAAAGACAGAGUUGCUUUGUCAAAAAGCAAGACAUGGAUUGCCCCAAAGGCAAGAAAGACAGAGUUGCUUUGUCAAAAAGCAAGACAUGGAUUGUCCCGAAGGCAAAAAUGGUCGAGUACUUUGUCAAAAAGCAGGACAUGGAUUGCCCCAAAGGCAAGAAAGACUAAUUGCUUUGUCAAGAAGCAAGACACAGAUUGCUUUGAAGGCAAGAAGACAGUUGCUAGGCUGUAUUGCUUCAAAAAGAAGAAAAAUUGAGUUAUAUUGAAGGCAAUGCUGACAAGCAAAAAAACAGCAUUUUGAAAGCAAGGAAUUGUUGGUGUGAAGGCAACCUUAAUAAAGUUAGUUAAAGGCAAGAAAGAGAAAGUUGCAUUGAAUACAAAAGAAGACCAUGACUUUAAAGGCAAGCAAGACAAUGGCCUUGCAGUCCGAUUAAAGUUUCAAGGUAAAAUAGACAAGGUGAGAAAGGCAAGUUGCCUUGAAGGCAAGGGAGAGGAAUUUGAUUUGAAGACAUUAAAACAAAGUUGCUUUAAAGUAUGGUAUUGGAAAUGAGACAGGUGAUAGAUUUCAGUUCAGAAGCAGGGACAAGAAUGUCUGUACUUUAGGUUGUAUAGGACAACCUUCAUAAGAAGGCAAACAUGUCUGUAUUGGCUUGAAAUAAGAUAUAAACACUUGCUGCUAAAUAAUAUUUGUAUGCUGUUUGAUUUAAGUGGAGACAAGGCAAUGUGGAGAUGAAUACAAAGAUGUCCGUAUUGGCUAGAAGCCAAGAACAGAAGUGCUGUUGUGAAAUAUCUUUUGAAUGACUGUGUUGAAAUGUCAGGCAGUGUGAUAUUGGCCAAGUCAGGAUUAUAACGGUAUUUGCUCAAAGGCAAACAAGCAAAUGUUGAUGUAACAGCAAGUGUAGUUUGCUGUUAUGAAGAAUCAGAUUGAUGCUUUGGUGUGAAGGCAGCUUCAGCUGUAUUUUUACACAGGCAUUGCAGCAUGAUUUGAAGAAUGAUGUAUGAGGUGUACAGAGUAAGCUAGACAGUGCUGUUAAACAAGGACAAAGCAGUGUUGUGUGAAGUGGUUGUGGAAAGGGAGGAAAUACAAGAGAAGAGUAGAAUGUAGGUGUUGUUAUAAAGUUGCUUUAAAAAAUAAGUAAGGAUGACAGUGACUUGUGAGUGAGGUUAAAUAGAUAGUUAAAGUUGAUAUGGAGGUUAGCAUGAAGUUUAUUUUGCCGUAUGAAACCUUUGCUUGUUUAAAAGUACAGUUGUUGUUUGUCGUUUUGGAGGCAAGUAUGGAAUGUUUUUGAAGUCUUUGUUUUUAAUACUGCGCAAGUUGAAAUUGGAAGCAUGGGAAGUUAGCUGGAAGGGACACAAAGUUGUCCAAUUAGUGAAGAAUGGUUGUUUUAUUUGAGUAAUCUUGCAUAGCGGACUGGAGUUUCCAGUAAUUUUACAGAUGCUGAAAAUUUUCAUAUUUUUUCUAGGCAUAAAACUCUUGUGCUGUAAAUAAUGUACAACAAACUAAUCUGUAAAGAAGAUUCCUACCAUAAUUAUCAUUUUUUACAUAAAACCAGAGCAGAAUUAACUUGAUAGUUCCUCGUUUUUCCUGUAUAAUAUAUUUUACAAUUUAAAAAUGUAAUAAUACAAAAAAACAUACCGUAAUGUUUUACUGUAGAUAAUAAAGCAAAACCAAAAUUAUUACAUUAUUUUGUAUUGUGAUGUUGCGAUGUAUUUCCUGAUUAUGGAUGUAAAGUUUCCACACUUUGUUGCAUAUACUGUUGUAAAAAAAGUGCUAUAAAAAGUUAUUUGUAUGAUUUUAUGUCCACUUUUAUUUGUUGAAUAUGGCAUGCAAGGAAAAGAUUCAGUCUUGGGUUGCAGGUGAAGAUGGUAAUAUCCGACUCUCGGGGUAACUGUUUAUAUGGUAACUCUAUAGAGCUUCGUUACUGCCUUAAUAGUUAACCUUAAGACGGAUGUUCUGAAACUUCAACCAGUGAAAGAAUCAGAUAAAGUGAGUAAGAUUCCGAACCAGUCUGUUUCAACUGAUGAUGAUUAUCUCUCUGUGAAUGCAAAGAGUAUGUUUAGUAAUAAGUGAGAUAAAUUAGGUAGACUGAAAAGGAAUUAUUCAUUGAUGUUCACUCAGUUAAAAUUUUGACAAAUUUGUUUCUUUUUUUUUUUGAACAGCAUGAUUUAGAAUGGAACAAAUAAACAAUAUCGGAUGUGAUAUAUGGAACAAAUAUUUAUUAAAAUAAGAAAAUUAUGAUCUACCAUUAAAAUCUCUUGUUGUUGCUGCUGCUGCGAUAUAUAUGUGUUAGGACUGGUGCUGAUUAUUAUUUGUUUCUUACCAUUUCAUUUAAAAACUUUGGUUUAGAUCAUGUGAAAAUAUUUUUUGAAUAUUAAGUAUGUGAAUGUAUGUUGAUAACUUUGUAGAAAAAAUGGUAUUUGCAGCAUGGUAGAUUUGAGUAUUAUGAUAGAUUUGUAGGGUAUACUUCAUGUAUUGUCCAACGUCAUUGAUACUUAACCUUUAGCAUGCUGACAGCAAAUAUUUCUGCCUUUGCGACCAGUGCAGACCAAGAUCAGCCUACACAUCCGUGCAGUCUGAUCAUGGUCUGCACUGUUCGCUAUUCAGUCAGUAAAUUUUUAACAAACAUCCCUUUGAAUAGUAAAUGGUAUUGCCCAAAUUGAAUAAUGGAUCAGUCCAUUUUAGAAAUUUAGCAGGGUAAGGGUUAAGAUGUACUGUGUACCAUAUUCAGUAUACCUGGAAUGUGAACUGAUUAUCAGUAGUUUAGAUUUGACUCGCACCUUUUUGUUGGUCAAGCAAAUAAAAUGUUAUCUACACUAUAAUAUAAUCAUCAGGAUUGAAGACACAGCCUUGUGUGUUUGAGCCAUCAAGGUGGAGCAAUAUGUACUUCAUUAUAAUUAUGUAUAUGAUUUUGCCCUGGACUUUAUGUGGAGUUCAAGCAUAGCGAAGGUAUUCAGAUGAUCUGAAUUUGAGCAAUCCUAAAUCAAACAAAUUUGACUGUAAUUUUUAUUUUGCGAUUUAAAAGUCAGUAGCUUGCUGAUGUUGUUUACAGUUCAUGACUUAAUAUUAACUAUUUUAGUGGAUAUAGAGCUGGACUAGUGUUCAUCAGUUUUUCAAGUCUGGGACUUUGAAAGUCUCUAUCUCUUUGUACUGUCUUUCAAUUGGUAAAUAAGAGGAAGGUUUAUUGAAACUCUGCAAAAUUGUGUGUUCUGAAGCUAAAGGAAGAUCAGCAAAAUUUUAUUUAAUUAAGUGUUAAAUGUUCUCUCAGUAAAGUUAUGGCAAACUGAAUAUUUGGGUUUUUUUAGUCUCGGUUUCAGACUUACAGAUGAUGAAUAUGGGCCAAACAUAAAUAUUACUGUUUAUAAAUUCCCUGAUUGCUCCAUUUUUGAACUUGAAGGAAAACGAAACCAUUUGCAGAAAUUACCCACUGUAUAUGUUCAUACAAAUAUGUAACAGUAAAGUGAUUUUAAAAAAAAGUUUUUGAAGAAGUAAUCAAAAAUACUAUUUUUGAUAGCAGAGUUUAUUCAGUUCAAUGAUUGUAAUGAUUGUGUUAAAAAAACUGAAAUAAAUGUCUUGAAUAGGGGAACACAGCUGUUUUAUUUAUUUUUAGGUUUUGACAAUGUUAAAAUAGAUUUGAGUAAUUAAUAUUUCAGUUUCAGAAGCUGAAACAGUUUUUGUGUGUGUAUUGUAUAUUUGGUGUAAAGCCUUUUGUAGUUUAGUUGUAGAGAACACGUCACAUCUACCGAUUUUUAAAUUACAGUAAUAAGAGAAAAGAAGUUUUUGCUAGACUGGUUUUAAUUACAUUUUUUGCAAAUAAAAAUAAAUAUACUUCUCAGAAUGGUAAAUUUACAUUAUAUUUUUUCAGAUAAAGAAUUGAAAUGUGUCGACUUAAGUGCUUAUUUUUGAUUUUUUGUACUCAUUGAUUUCAAGCAAAUUAAUUAGGUACAUAUGUAUUAACAUAAUGUUUUACAUUUUUUAUUAACUGUAAUUUAUGUUUUAAGUUAUGCACUUAUGAGUGUAUCAAUAUACGCAGUUGGCAAUAUGAAGUUCCACUGUUAUACUGCUUUUAUUUCAGACUUCAACAUUAACCAUUACAUACAUUAACCAUUUAUUAAAGGUAAAACAUCUUUUACAGUCAGUAUUCAGAUACAGGGCACUGAAUAUGUUUAAGCAAUACAUGUAUUUAUUUUACUUUUUAACCAUUUGUUUUCAUCUUUGAAAACCUGUUUAUAUCAUUGUCAAUAUUGUGAGGCAGUCAGAUGCUGUUGGCACCGUUAGGCUGUGGGAUGUUACAUUACCUGGUAGGCUGUCAAAUGUUGUUGGCAUCAUUAGACAGUCUGAUGGUCUUGGCAUAAUUAUGCUUUCGGAUGCUGUAGGAAUCAUUAGACAGUCGGAUGCUGUUGGCAUAAUUAUGCUUUCGGAUGCUGUAGGAAUCAUUAGACAGUCGGAUGCUGUUGGCAUAAUUAUGCUUUCGGAUGCUGUAGGAAUCAUUAGACAGUCGGAUGCUGUUGGCAUAAUUAUGCUUUCGGAUGCUGUAGGAAUCAUUAGACAGUCUGAUGCUGUUGGCAUAAUUAUGCUUUCGGAUGCUAUAGGAAUCAUAAGACAGUCAGAUGCUGUUGGCAUAAUUAUGCUUUCGGAUACUGUAGGAAUCAUUAGGCAGUUGGAUGCUGUUGGCAUCAAACUCAUUUUUCCUUUUCAGUGAUUUUAAUUUUGUUUGAUUUAUACAAAUGAAACUUAGCCUGUAGUUAUUCGGAUCAGUGGUCAAGGUCAUAAUUACUAAAAAUAGAAAGAAAAAGGAAACAGUUACUGCUGUCAUUAAUAAAUGAGGUUAGUAUUGAAUGGAUCAUGUGAAACUUCACCUUCAGCAAGCUUUUAUCAAUACCAAGGUCACCAUUAUGAAUAAUAAUUUACACUGGGUGCCUGUUUAGCACAAUGGGGAGAGUGCAGAUCUGUGGAUUGUGGGGUUGAGUUAGAUCUGUUGGCGAUAUAGAUGUUCUGACAGUUUGUUAGAAUAAAUUGUUUCUGAUAUCAUACGUCCACAACCUUUGAUUCAUUUGGAGAAGUUGAUUGUUUGUGCGAGUUAUUUGUAGAGAACAUUUUAAUACUGGUACAGAAUCCAGGAACACUGCCCAUUGUUACAUAAUUGAAAUGUUGUUGAAAAAUGGUGUUAAACCAAAAACAAGCUAACAGAAUAUAGUGCUCAGUUGCUUCAUGUAGUUUUGAUUGAUAUAUGAAAUGAGACUUGUUGUACCAGUAGCAAAAUAUCAUAUGAGGCCUUUAGGGUGAAGGUCAAGGUCAUUGUUACUAAAUUUGGCAGUGUAUUGACCCGCCUUUUCAAAAUCGCAGAAUAGUCAAGCAUUUCGAGUAUUUGAAUUCCAAAGGCUGAAGUAGCUUGGCCUAAGAAAUUUCCAGAAACCUAGUCCUCUGGUAGAAUUUUCAAAAUAUUGCUUAUUUACUGUCCAAAGAGAGCUUUAUAGUAAAACUGAGUUUGCCAAAAGGACUUUCUACUGGAAUAUAUGGAAUAUAAUGAGAAAAUUAAUACUAGGUAGAGUGGGGGAUUUUUUGUUGCUUGGUGAUGUUGCUUUGUUGUUAUUGCAAGUUCCAAAUAGUCUAUAGCAUAAAAUAUUGUGCAGAUACACAACAAAAGGUCAUAUGAAAAUUAUUGAUUUGGUAAGUGCUGAAGUCAUAGACGCGACUUUUAUUAUUUUCUAGUAAAGUUUUAACAAACCUAUUCUAUGUUGUUUUUAAUAAAUACUCAUCUUUUUUAUGCUCUUGUAAUAUAAUCUCUCUUUACAUGAAGGAUAUUACAUAAAUGUCUCUUCCUACUGAAUUAAUUAAACAAGUUGAAUGAAAUAUUAAAUUGUGAGGCUCUGCUGAGCAUUUUAUUAAUUUUAUUCAAUGAGUUUAAUAAAUUCAAUGUGGAAAGACACAAAUGUAAUAUUCUUUUUAUCACAUGUUAGCUUUUCCUGUUGAAACAUCCAACUUUCUUCUUUCUUUACCUAUGUAGUAGAUAAAGUCAAAGUUUUUUUUACCCUUGGGCUAGUGUAUUAUCAAAUUUAUGUAAUGGCUUUAUUUCACUCCCACGAUGCCAACCAUGUGAUAAAUGAAGUUAUAACAUUUUCUCAUGCUAUGAAUUAAGUAUUUUAUAUAUGUAACAGGAAUAUCUUAUUUUCAUAAACCUACAAAAUUUAAAUGAAAUUAAAAGUUAAAAUUCAUUUUCUCUGUAAAAGUUGAUGGUAUGAUAGGUGCAAUCAACUUGCAGUACUGUUAAAUAUAAUUUUUACUUUUGCACAUUUGCUGCAGGUUUCAUACAUAGCAAGAGACUUAGUGUGUUAAAGUAACUUAGUUUUUAAAAUCUUGUCAUAAGUUAUAGUCUUUUUCUUCCUAUCUUCUGUUGAGAAAUGUUUUAUUAAGAUUGUAAGAAUACCUUACUUGGUGAGUUACCUUACUUGAAAUCUUUUCAUAAGAGUUACCUUUCUUGGAAUGCCUAUUUUCUUUAAAAAGUUACCUUACCUGGAAAAUUUUGCACAAGAUGAUUUAAAGUCACUUUUUUUCAAAGCAUUAUCUUACUUGAAAUUUUGUUCAUUGUUUUUAGUUCUUGAACUGCGAUAGAAAUAAAAUAUUACAGAAAGAUGCUGUAUGUACGGAAAUGAAAACUAAAUGUAUAGAGGUUUUCGGAAAUUGUAAUUGACUGUUGCAGAUUGUAAAAUAUAGUUCUUUGUUUGAUCAGACAUUUAUAAAGUGUUUUUAAAUUAGAUCUGCUGCUGACAGGAGUGCCACUACCUUGUUCAGUCAGCUAUAUAGGACCUUUUAUAUUGAUUUGCAGUAAAAUCACACUCACCUUGUUUGAACAUUUUGUAGAGACUUUGUAUGUCCAUUUUACACUCUCUGUUUUUUGUUGGUCCAAUUCUAACUGUAUAUGUGGCUUGAUAUGUAUGAAAGUGCCUAUGUCUCGGUAAAGGGUUAGACAGUAAAGGAAGAUAGGUUUACAUACAAUAUCCUAAAAAUCUAUGUAGUUCCAGUUUUUGUUUGUUUUUAUGCCCCCGAAGGGAGGCAUAUAGUUUUUGAACCGUCUGUCGGUCUGUCCGCAAUUUUCGUGUCCGGUCCAUAUCUUUGUCAUCGAUGGAUGGAUUUUCAAAUAACUUGGCAUGAAUGUGUACCACAGUAAGAUGGCGUGUCGCGCGCAAGACCCAGGUCCGUAGCUCAAAGGUCAAGGUCACACUUAGACAUUAAAGGAUAGUGCAUUGAUGGGCGUGUCCGGUCCAUAUCUUUGUCAUCGAUGGAUGGAUUUUCAAAUAACUUGGCAUGAAUGUGUACCACAGUAAGACAACGUGUCGCGCGCAAGACCCAGGUCCGUAGCUCAAAGGUCAAGGUCACACUUAGACUUUAAAGGAUAGUGCAUUGAUGGGCGUGUCCGGUCCAUAUCUUUGUCAUCCAUGGAUGGAUUUUCAAAUAACUUGGCAUGAAUGUGUACCACAGUAAGACAACGUGUCGCGCGCAAGACCCAGGUCCGUAGCUCAAAGGUCAAGGUCACACUUAGACGUUAAAGGAUAGUGCAUUGAUGGGCGUGUCCAGUCCAUAUCUUUGUCAUCCAUGGAUGGAUUUUCAAAUAACUUGGCAUGAAUGUGUACCACAGUAAGACGUGUCGUGCGCAAGACCCAGGUCCGUAGCUCAAAGGUCAAGGUCACACUUAGACAUUAAAGGUCAUUUUUCAUGAUAGUGCAUUGAUGGGCGUGUCCGGUCCAUAUCUUUGUCAUUCAUGCAUGGAUUUUAAAAUAACUACGCAUGAAUGUGUGACACAGUAAGAUGACGUGUAGCGCGCAAGACCCAGCUCCGUAGGUCAAAGGUCCUAAACUCUAACAUCGGCCAUAGCUAUUCAUUCAAAGUGCCAUAGGGGGCAUGUGUCAUCCUAUGGAGACAGCUCUUGUUUUUUUUUAAAUUGAACCUGUGUAAACAAACUUUGUAUUGUAACUUGACGUCUCCCAACACAUUGGUUUGUGUAAUAAAAAAAUAAUGUAUAUCCAUUCACCCUUGCAUUUAAAUGAAGUGGUAUGGGGAGACACAUGCUUUUACCAAUUACAAGUUUUAAAAUGCUAGGUAUGUAGAAUUCAUUGAAAUCAAAUCGAUACCACUAAGUCAUAGGGCUAACACUUUAGGACUAGAUCCUAUUGAAGUAUGUGAAAAAAAUGUUAAUACUUCUGUUGAUUAAAAGAAGAGGAAAGAC